AUGAACGGAACUGUAAGCAGCUACACAAACGGAUCUGCAACGAAGGAAGCCGAGACUGCUGCAACCACAACAGACCCAAAACCGGUCCGCUUUCCAUCGACUCGUAAGGAGCUCGAUGAUAGCAUCUUGCGGUACCAGCUGCUUCUCCGUCUUACCAAAGAAUUGAAAGAUAGACACGAAACGCAGCGGUCUUUUCUGCAAUACCACGAGGCUGAUCUGGCACCGGGCUUCUCCGACGUCUACGCGGACGAACGAGAGCAAUUGGAGAACAUGUUCAUGCUUGUGAGCGAGAAAUAUGACUCUCUUGCAUCGGAGGAGGAGAAACUCUAUGCAAACAUCGAAAGCGCCCUCGACAAGGCUGGCGAUAACGACCUUGACCUGCAACUCCUUGAAAAACAACUCAUAGGUCUUCAGUACUUGUCGCGUGAUAUGGACUUGCCUGCCUCGUUGUGUUCUAGCUAUGGCAGUGAAGAGCCCUCAUCUGAAGUCACACCUGACACACAGAAGUGCGUGGACGAAAUUAUAGAAAAAUACUUUUCCGGAACUUCCACUGCCGAUUUCUUGACCAGAGCUCAUGCUGUGGGCAUCGAGUCUGCUGCUAGUAAACGUUCAAGCGAUCCUACCGCAGCACCAUUGGGUAAUUACUACACUGAACAGAUCAUCUCUGCCAAGAUCCUGAACAGAAUUCUGGAGUUGGAGAACUUCCCUGCAAACUUGGGCACCUACGAUUUCAACGCCAAACACGCCGAUGCUCUUGACAAUAAUACCUUGAAAAUCAAUGCCGUAGUAGAGUUGAAGUCGCUACAAGCCCUUGCGUUCCAAAAGCGCUUGAAGAAUAACUUCAUCCGUAAAAUCGCUUUGACAGCUCAAUACGACCUGCCAGAGUUGGCCACAAAUGCCAUCUCGCUACAAGGAAGAAGAGGCUUAUACAUAAGAGAGAAAAUUGACCAGCCCCAACCACAUUUGUUGUCUUCGCAAUUGCAAGAUCAGUUCAAGUUGGAGGCUCAAGCACAAAAGCAUCGUUUGCACAUUAAAAAGAUCGAACAACUUGUUUCCACAUCCAAAGACCACCUGCAAACAAAGGGCAACAAGUUCAUCAAGAGAAUGCAAUUUCUCCGUGCUAUCAACAAUUUCCAUGCUAUUACCGAAAAGGAUGAAUCCAAGAAAUUGGAGAAGACUGCCAAGCAGCGUUUGCAAGCCUUGAAGGCCAACGAUGAGGAAGCUUAUAUCAAAUUGUUGGAUCAAACUAAGGACCAUAGAAUUACACAUUUGUUGAAACAGACAAACACCUUUUUGGACUCGUUGACUCAAGCGGUUCGUGUUCAACAAGCCGAGCAUGAUGAAGCUGAGGACGACUCUCAAGCUGAAGCCACAGAUGAGUUGAGAGAAAAGAUCGACUACUACCAGGUCGCUCAUCGUAUCAAGGAAGAGAUUAAGGAGCAGCCAAAGAUGUUGAUUGGUGGUCAAUUGAAGGAGUAUCAACUCAAGGGUUUGCAAUGGAUGGUCUCGUUGUACAAUAACAAGUUGAACGGUAUUUUGGCUGAUGAGAUGGGAUUGGGUAAGACCAUUCAGUCCAUCUCGUUGGUCUCAUAUUUGAUUGAGAAGAAGGGCGAGGACAAGUUCUUGGUCAUUGUUCCUCUUUCAACAAUCACUAACUGGACGCUUGAGUUCGAAAAGUGGGCUCCCUCCAUUAACGUGGUGGUGUUCAAGGGCUCCCCUGCUCAACGUAAGGAUCUUGCGCAUGAAAUUAGAAUCGGUAAUUUUCAGGUUGUUUUGACAACUUACGAAUACAUUAUCAAGGAAAAGGCCAUGUUGGGUCGUUUCUACUACUCGCAUAUGAUUAUCGAUGAGGGUCACAGAAUGAAGAACACGAAAUCCAAGUUAUCUAUCACUUUGAAGCAAUACUACAGAACCAAGAACAGAUUGAUUUUGACCGGAACACCACUUCAGAAUGAUUUGCCUGAGCUUUGGGCAUUGUUGAAUUUCGUUCUUCCCAAGAUUUUUAAAUCGGUGAAGUCUUUCGAUGAAUGGUUCAAUACACCAUUUGCCAACACUGGGUCUCAAGAGAAGAUCGAGCUUUCAGAAGAAGAGAGUUUGUUGGUCAUUCGAAGAUUGCACAAAGUUUUGAGACCGUUCUUAUUGAGAAGAUUGAAGAAGGAUGUGGAGAAGGAUCUCCCAGACAAGAUCGAGAAGGUUUUGAAAUGUAACUUGUCGAGCUUACAGUAUGUCUUGUAUCAGCAAAUGUUGAAGCACAACGCUAUUUUCAUUGGAAACCAGGCCACUGAGGAGACCAACAAAUCUGGAAUCAAGGGAUUGAACAACAAGGUCAUGCAAUUGAAGAAGAUUUGUAACCAUCCUUUUGUUUUCGAUGAUGUGGAGAAUGUUGUCAAUCCAAUGGGAACAAACAACGAACUUCUUUGGAGAACUUCUGGUAAAUUUGAGCUCUUGGAUAGAAUUUUACCUAAGUUGAAGGCCAGUGAUCACCGUGUCUUGAUGUUCUUUCAAAUGACAACAGUCAUGACGAUUUUUGAGGACUUCUUGAGGAUCAAGGAUUUGAAGUACUUGCGUCUUGAUGGUAACACCAAGGCCGACGACAGACAGGAUAUGUUGAAAGAAUUCAACAAGCCAGACUCUGAGUAUUUCUGUUUCUUGCUUUCUACGAGAGCCGGUGGUUUGGGUUUGAACUUGCAAACGGCAGACACUGUCAUUAUAUUUGAUACCGAUUGGAAUCCUCAUCAGGAUUUGCAAGCCCAAGAUAGAGCCCAUAGAAUUGGUCAGAAGAAUGAGGUGAGAAUCUUGAGAUUGAUUACCAAUGACUCGGUGGAAGAAAUCAUUCUUGAAAGAGCCCACCAGAAACUAGACAUAGAUGGUAAGGUCAUUCAAGCUGGUAAAUUCGACAACAAGAGUACCGCCGAAGAACAAGAGGAGUUCCUUAAACGAUUGCUUGAUGCAGAGCAGGGUGAUCGUGAGAAUGAGGAGAGCAAUUCUUUGGACGACGACGAGUUAAACGAGAUCUUGGCCAGAACUGAAUACGAGAAGGAAUUGUUUGGAAAGAUUGACGCCGAGCGUGUUCUUGUGGAAAACCAGAUUGCUCGCGAGGGAGGAUAUAGUACAAGAUUGAUCAGUCGCGAGGAGUUGCCUGAAGACAUCACAGAGAACAUCGCACACCAUUUCGAGAAGGAUCCACAAGAUCUCAGCAGGAUGAGAGAAAAGAAAAAAAUCAAGUACGACGAUGGGUUGACAGAGGAGCAAUGGACCAUGGCACUAGAGGCAGAAGACGAUACCAUCGAAGAGGCAAGCAAGAGACUAGAGGAAAAGAGGGCUCGCAGACAAAAGCGCGCAGGUAGCGAGAGCGGUGAGCCCGAGGAUGAGCCAUCGUGGAAGAAGAGUCGUCAUCAAGCAGAUGACAAAAAGGCCGAUGACGGGCUCGAUGAAUUCACAGAAAGAGGAUAUCUGAUCUUGGAUGGACUCGAUGAACUCUAUGCCAACGAUGGUCACUCUGUGGCCGAAAUAUUCCGCAAACUCCCGCCCAAAAAGUUGUAUCCCGACUAUUAUCAAUUGAUUCCAAAGCCGGUCGCAAUCGUGCCGAUCCGCAAGAACUUGCAGCAGGAGCGCUAUGACACUUUCGAACAGUUCAUGGACGAUCUCCGGUUGAUGUGCGCGAACGCCAAGGUGUACAAUGAAGAGGGAUCAUUUGUGUAUGAGGACGCCUUGACGAUUGAGAAGUACUUGGAUGAAGUUGAAGCGUAA
Messenger RNA from Australozyma saopauloensis, 3750 nucleotides. RefSeq names its product RSC chromatin remodeling complex ATPase subunit. Gene Ontology annotation, molecular function: ATP-dependent chromatin remodeler activity; DNA binding; ATP binding. The coding region runs from base 1 to 3750 and encodes 1249 amino acids. Lineage: Eukaryota; Fungi; Ascomycota; Pichiomycetes; Serinales; Metschnikowiaceae. Gene Ontology annotation, cellular component: nucleus. The transcript has a single exon. The record is from RefSeq and is a predicted model, not a curated record. Gene Ontology annotation, biological process: positive regulation of transcription by RNA polymerase II.